AUGAAUUUUACUUGGGUAUGCAGACAAUCCUCAGAGAAUUUCACCAGUGACUUGCUCGAAAUAUCCUCCCCCCUUCCCAGUUCAUCGCAGGUAAAUUUGGACCGAGGAGGAUGUUAUGGAACUGGUGCGGGGAAAAUAGGAUCUGGUGUGUCGUUGCUGAAGAUAAACAGCGGUUAUAUGGCAGAGAACAGUUCGUAUUUGAUAACACUUGUCGUCAGGAAAGAUAGGAGACAAGCCAUGUAUACUCAGGAGGUGGCCAUUGUUCCUGGGGAUCCACCAGAGGUUCUAAUAAGGUUGGAACGAAGAAAAAUUAAGCUUUAUAAAUUACCUUAAACUUAAAGUGCCAAAAGUAAUAAAAUCACGGACUGAUAUAAACUAAACAGACAAGAUAUCAAAUCUUUACAUUGGCUGUUGUGAAAUUUAAACCGCCACUCAAAUCUUACUUUUAUUCCUUAUUGUUUUGUGUCAUUAUACAUUGUUGAAUCAUUUAUUCGCUUCAGCUAAUUUUCUGGUAACAUAAAAAGUGGAAAGGAGAGGGAGACAAAAAAAGAAGCUAUUUUGGCUAGUCAGGGACCCUUUAAUAGCAUGUAAGGAGCCACGAAAGAUAGCUUAUCCUCCUUCUUAUAAUCACAGCUGACCUUAUGACGGUUUUCCUUUCUUCCUAGCUUUUGUUGGUGUCAGGUUCACCGGUUCUUUUCGGUUCUCCUAACUCUCUCGUUCUUGCAGCCUCUGUUUCUUCUGGUUCGCGUGGAUCUUUUGAUUCUGAUGGUUCUUUUGUUUUGACUUUCUUGGUUCUUCUCAGUGGUUCUUCUAGAUAUCAUGAUUGUUCUGGUUCGUCUGGUCCUUUUGGUAAUCGUGCUUGUUUUGGUUCUUACGGCUUUUAUGGUUUUCGUGGUUCUUGUAGCUCUCUGUUGUCGUACCAGGUUAGGUAGUUCUCGCACUACCUUUAAAAAUGGCGCGAAAACCCUGCACACGAAGUUUUAUUGCGUGAGCAUCAAUGCUGACCUACAGUUCCUUUUUUUCACUCCAGUGAAAAGCAGCUUGAAUAACAGUUGUUUGGAAAGUGUUUUUCAGUAAAAGUGUUGUAAGCAAUUUUUUUAUUACUUUGCUGUUGUAUUAGACUAAAACAACUUGCGUCCCUUUUUCUACCAAUAAGAAGCCAACUUUGACUUUCUCGUGCAAGGUGUCUGACUUUACAUAAGACUCAAUGUACUUAGUCAUUUCUACGUGGUCAUCCAAGCCACGCUAAGGUCCGGCUGUUUGUAGGGCAACCCUAACCCUUCUUCGAAUCCUCAACAUCUCGCAGUACAAACCACAUCUCAUCAAACCGAGCUAAUCCUAGUUUGCGGUUAAAGUAAUUCUCUCUAUUGUAAUUAACUUUUGAUGUAAUCAACUUAUUUUUAUUCCAGAUGCUAUGACAAUUGUGACGCGAAAGUGAACCCAUCAAGAAGACUUGCACUUGAAACGCUCUGCAAAGGUUCUACAUGUAGUAAGCGUCUUGAAUAUCGUUGGUCCUUAUUCGAAUUGAGAAGUAACAAGCUAUCUUCAGAGGGCGGAUGGCAUAGAGUAAUAACCCUGCAAGAUAAACUUCGAACAAGACCUUCCUCUCCAAGAAUUGUCACGCGUGCGGGAGUUCUGAAGCCCAAUACGAAGUAUAAGUUUGUGUUGACUGCUCAGAGACUCGGGGGAUACCCAGGUUAUUCCGAGUAUCAAGUAACAACCAACAUUCCUCCUGCUGGAGGAAUUUGUCAAGUGAGUCCAGAGUCAGGAUUCACUCUUGUAACAGAGUACACUUUCACAUGUGUCAAUUGGACGGACACAGAUGUCCCACUGCUGUAUGAAUACAUUUACUUCACAAAGAACUAUGAUCUUAAUGUGGUUUACAAAGGCCAUAAACAAAGCAAGCUAACAAAACUUCCUGCUGGAGAAAAGGCCUCCAACUUCACCAUUGACUUCCGAGUGAGAGUGGCUGAUAUGUACGGAGCAUUUACUGAAGUUAAAAUUCCCGUUCAGGUAAGAAAGCUCUUCCGUAACCGUUUUUAACAUAGACAGUUAAAAUUAUUACAUGUAAGUAGAAAUUGCUUUUGCAAUUUCGACGAGGCACUGUCUCAUAUGAGUGGUUCGUGUACUUCCAAACAAAUCACCCAGAUUUUAGAUACCGUGAUUGGAUAUCGUUUCCACACGCCAUCUGCCCUACAGACAAUUUUCGGGUUGGACAGCUUGAGUUACUGAUCCGUCAGAAAAAGUUCAUCAGUAUUACAAGAGAGAACAUGAUAUUCUUUUACCUGUAUACUUUGCUUACUUCUUUAUACCAACUGAUGCUGCAUUCUAUAUAUUUAUGUGACAGGUUAAACAGUCUCAACCAACAGAUAAGAGUGUUAUCGAUGUUGCCUCAGACCUGACCACUGGAGAUGACAGUGAGUUGAACAAGUUAAUCCAGUCAGGUGAUGUAUCACGUGCUUUCCAGUUGGCUAAGGCAGCUAUUGUGGCCGUUGAUGAUGACAAGAAAACCCGCCCAGUUUCUCAGGACCAGUUAUUAGAGAAGAGAAGAAAGGUAGGAAUUGUCUCGGAUCAUCAUUAGUAAGGGGCUGUUUACAUUUAUUUAUUUAUUUACAAACUUCGCCAACUGGCCUGGAUACCUCACAGGGUAAGCUCUACUACGAGGUCCAGAAAAAAACACUAAUAACUAAAUUGAUAACUACAAUAAUGACAAUGCACUAGAAACAAAGGAAAGACAAUAACAAACAGGACAGGGGCAAACAUUGGUAAAAGAAUCAACAACACAUUUGAUCGAGCAAGUUAGUCAAUGGCCGACUAGUGUGGCACUUCAAACUCUUGUAGGCUGGGGGGUGUCGACAUCAUAAACAGACUUAGCCGUAAGAUACAAAUAGUAAUUAAAAGUUCUUUCUUUAAGUGCGCUACUGAACAGUCAAACUUCCGAAGGUGGGCUGGUAGUUUUGUUUUUGUACAUGGAGGGAGGAAGAUCCUAGCACCCCCGGGACAUCCCAGAAGGCGGAUCAUCCUAGCGCCAUAUGUUUUCUGUAUUCAGUUUACAUGCAAAGGGUUGCACUUGUCCCUAGUGCGAGGAUCUUCCUAGCUGAGAGGUAGGAAGAAGUGGUGGAGGACAAUAAAGGCCGACCAUUUCGUUUGGCGUUACCACGAGCUGAUUAUUGUGAUAACUCCGCUGAAAGGUCGUUAUUAAUGCCAGUGAAUGCCGAAAUUUCUGCAUAUAAACCGAUGUAAAGUUUUUCCGCCUUCUAGGAUCUUCCUGGUACUAGAUCUAACUGUAGUGAGCUUUUAAGAUACUCUUGUACUCUUUCUUGUCCGUGCUUUCUUGUAACAUAACUCUUCUAUUUUGUUUCUACAUAAUGACAUUAUUUCUCCAUGCACCCUUAUAGUCUUUACAUUUAUGCUAAAAGAUUUACAUGUAUUACAGUACUUACAUGUUUUAUGAUUGGCAAGUUUAGAGAUAGCAAUGCUCAGAGCAAGUCGCUUAAAUUCUUCUCAAAUAAGUUAUUCUUUUAAAAAAAUGAAAACUCGACUUAGGCAGUUUCCUGUUAAGAAGGCAAUACUUUUCAUGUUUCUCCAAAUGAAGUGUCUCCUGUUGCAGGACAUUUCAGAUUUACUCUUGAAUGCUAAAGGUGUUUUCAUGCCCUCUCGUACCCAUAAUUUUUCUCAUGUACCUGAUGUAACGCUUUUUGCACUUCAUGUCUAUUCUUAAGAUUAAGUCGAGCAUUGUAAAGCAGCUGUCAGAAGUGAACGUAGAAACUGUGGAAAGAAUAAAACAAACUUCUGACGUCAUAGCUGAUGCCACCGCGGUAUUGAGCGAGGUCACCGUAGAAGCAGAGGUAAUUAUAAGUUUUGGUAUAAACACUACAGAAAGAGGUUAUUUGUAACGUGGGAACAAAGUUACAACAAACAAUAUCAUAGGUGGCGCAUACAGUGGCGAGGGCACUCGCCUCCCACCAAUGUGGCCUGGGCUGCCCUCGGCCUGGGUCGCCCUCGGGUUGGUUUUUUCUUUCACGAUAGUUUUAGUUUAUAUUAUGCAUAUUGUUCACAUUUUUUUCUGAUGUACCUACAGUAUUGAAGAGAAGAGUUUGCUUAGCAAUCAGACCUUUAUUACAUAAUGAUCACGUUUGUUGUUGUUGUUCUUGUGACCUUAAUGUUUUUUUAAAAAAUCAAGCCGAGAGAUUAUCUACUGGUUUCAAAAUCUAAUGACUGGCUUAAGAUUAAAAGGAUGAAGAAUUUGUAAGAAUCAGCUCAACUGUCUUAAGUCGGUAAUUUGAACGAGACUGAUCUGACAGGUAGAAGCCCAUCAAAGACUUAACAUUGGUAUUAAAAUUUCAAUGAUAGACAUCUCGAUGUACUGUAUUUUUAGAAAGCUGCUACUGACGCCCUUCAAACGAUGACGUCAGUCUUGCAAGAGGAGUCAUCAAGAGGCAAAAACUUUGAAGAUUUAGUUGACGGUGCGAUGAGUUUGGUGUCAGGUCUGGGUAGCGUUCUUAGAGUUUCUUCGUUUGGAGCAAAAGCAUAUAAUUCUAUGUCACCUGAAGCAACUGGUGACUGGGCAAAAUUAAAGCGCAGAAGAAGAGGAAGCUUUGAAGAAUCAAUGCUUGAGUUUAUUAACCUCUCAAGGAAAAGAUAUAUAAGAGAUGUUGCAAGUGAGAAGGAACAGGUAAUAUGGAGGCUUCUAUAAACUUAAGACUUUACAAUCACAGUUAUUUUUAAAACUAAGAGAAGUCUCUCUCGAUUUUUCGUCAACAUCUCAGUAAUAACAAUCUUUCAUCUGUGAACGUUUAGACGUCAUGCUUCUAUUUUCUUUAAUCUGUAAUAUUUAAGAUAUUUCACGUGCUUACUAUAUUACAGUCUCCCUUUCAGUUUGUCCAGCUUUUUAUAUACAUAGCAUUUGAACCGGGAAAUCAGUUUGCUUUUUUUAGGGGUGGGGGUGGGGGUGGGGGUGGGGGGGAUUUCAAAAGGAUUCGAAUCCCGCUGGCCUCUGCGUUAGCGCUAGAUUGCUCUACCAACUGAGCUAUGAACACCCAUCCAUUGGGAGCAGGCCAAUUUGUUUAGUUCAUCUUAACCAGUGAGAAGAAUGAAACAUGGAAUGAAGAUGUUAAUUGUUCAUUUAUCUUUGCCUGAAUGCAGCGAAGCGUAAUGAAACAAAAGAUAAAUGGUUUCUUGAAUUCCCAAGCACAGGUGCAUUUGUCGGCAGUGUGUUUUAAGUGCCAGUAUGAGAUUAUGCGAAGAAAGUGUGAUAUGUAAAAUAGCAAGUAUAUAUUCGCUGAACAGUAAACAAGUUUCAUUGUGGAUUUUUACAAGCUGACAGUUAAAUUUUGUUCUUUUUUAUAUUUUGAUUGAAAUCCUGUAAUCCAUUUCCUCGUAACGAUUUUAGUUGUGUUUUCCUGAUGAUUGACAGUUAUUAUAAGUGGUUUUGUUUGUUCAAUUUACUUUGGCCGGAUUAAACGUAUACAGUUUGUUUGAUUUUUUGGUGUCCAAACAGUGUAAACAGUUGUUUUUGUUUUGUGAUUAGUUGGUUAGUUCAAUAAAUGGGCUAAGAAUUGUCUGCUUAUCCCGCACCGCAUUUCUGGUUGUCAGUUUUUUGGGUGCGGGAAAUUCAAGAAUUUGCAAUUGCUGAAAUUGCAAUUACCACUGCGACGAUAAUAUCUUCAUUUAAAAAAAUUUGUGUUUCCGAAGUUCAUAUCAUCUUCAUUCUAAGAAAAGAAAUAAUUUUAAAAAAUUCAGCUUUCGCUUCUUGGCGGUUGUACCGUCACAUGACCAGAAAUAUGGCCCAGCAAAAUGAAAAACUAAGGUGUACCACAAAUGCAAUCUGCAUUUAAGAUUCCGAGUCAAAUGUGGGUAAGAUAAGGAUAUGAUGUAUUUUUGCAGGCCAAACAACGUGCCAUUGGUAUUUUGAAUUCCCUUGACGAUGUCGGAAAAACCAUUUUGUCGCGCACCCUGGUCGGCGAGGAGCCAAGAGAAAUGUCGAGAAGGUCCGUAUCCCUGUUAGUGGCCCGUGAAGAGCCUGAUUUACUCGCUGGUUCAGUAAUAUCAAGUCAAGGAAGCAGUUUUACUCUCCCUUCAUCUACGAAUCUGUUUGGGAAUGAAACACAGUUUGUGGACUCUCAGGUAACGUGUAAAACGUCAUGUGAAAGCAGCCACGACACUGCGUUAACUUAUUUUUUUCCCUCGUAUUUUCCUAUAACAAGUUCAAAACUUAAUUAAAAUAGAAAAAAACAAAAUCCAGAAAAAAGACGUCUAAAAAAAACGAGAAAAACAUAGACAUGAACUUGAAGCUCCCGACAGGUUCCUAUAGGAUCGAUGGUAGACUUUCAUGCACCAAUCGAACCCAUGAUUCUUUGACGCCAGAAAAGCUGUAAAGCGAACACAACGAGGUUAUGGACCACAAAGCGUCCGUGUGAGCUACGACGCCGGGGCCAUUCACCAGGACAUGGAUCAGAGUCGGCUCCUGAUUAGGACAAAGGACUUCUUCAGAAGUCUUUGUCAACAGUUGUAUAUGAGGUACGUUAUCCCCUAUGUAAUCAAAGUGUAGGAUGGGAAAGACAUCAACCGCGAUGCAAAUAAGCUGAUGUACCGUUUUCCUUUACGCCUGCGGCUAAGUCAUGUGAUCGUGUUGGGUGGGAGCCAAUCAAGGGCAGGAUGAGGCGAUUUAUGCAUCCUGCUCUCUUCUUGGCAAGGGUUAAGGUCGCCUGCAAUGCUACUACUCUUAGUAAUUUUAUCAUUUGUUUGGUAGCCUUGAAAAAGCAACAAUACGCAGGAUUUCAACUACACUUUCGAAUCAACAGGUGGCUGGGAAUAAUUCUGUUUUUUUUUCUCGGCUGACAGAUGAUGACGACUGAAUACACGUAUUAUUCCUGGGAUUCCACAGGAUCCAGAGUCACUACUGGCGUUUCCAGCCUUGAGCUAAGGAACAGCAUUGGGGACCUGCUUAAUGUCACCGACUUGAAAUCGCCUAUUUCAAUCAUUAUUCCAAACACUCAAAACUCGACAAACAAUUCACGAUCUCAUUACGUUGGAGCUAACAGAACCGUUUACCAUAAAAUAAAUAUAACUACCUCUGGAAUGGCUAUAAUAAUAAAGGUACGACCAGAUAAUAACGCCACAGACUUCCUGGUGUCUAUAAAAUACAACGAACGGCCGUCACUCAACAACAGCGACUUCAACGCCACAGUUCCUGAUUUCUCUACCUGCAUUCGAUCUACGUCUGGUUUUGGCAACUGCUCGCGUGAUCCAUAUGCUGUUUACGUAGACAAUGCGCAUGUCAGUCAGAUAGGAUACUACUUUAUUGGAAUACAAAUCAAUUCAAAUACUCCUGUGGUUUCCAGAGCAAAGAGAUGCAGUGGUCAUGGACGGUCGAAACGAUCAUGUGUGAAAUAUAAGGAUGCACCUCCUGCGGAUGGUCCGAAUCAAGCCAAGUCGUACCUUAAGCCACAGUACUUCAAAGGGGACGAAAACUAUACCAUGCAAGUUAUACCAGCUGCUUGUCUUUACUGGAGUACGGAGCUCUCAAAGUGGACAACUGACGGGUGUAGGGUAAGUUUUCUUGUUCUCCUAAGCCCUAUAGUGCGAGAGCAAGGGGUGACGCAGUGGUGCGGACUGUCUCCUCCCACCAACGUGGCUUGGGCGUAGACUCCAUAUUUGUUGUUGUUUCUUUUCUUUCGUAAAGCGCACCUUUAAACAGCUAUUUUGACAGUAGAAAGGUGCUCACGCUGAAAUAAUACUUUCUAUGUCUUUGAUCAACAGGUCGCUGAGACGACAACAGUCGACAACAUUCACUGUCUUUGUAAACAUUUAACGGCUUUUGCGGGUCAGCUGUUUGUGGCCCCAAAUCCUAUUGAUUUUGACAAAGUUUUCAUCGAAUUUACUCGCCUUCCGGAGACCGGGAAUGUCUCAGUUAUCAUAGCCGUAAGCUGUGUGUUUGGUUUGUAUCUUGUGCUGUUUAUUUGGGCCCGGAAGACGGAUAAAGAAGACACAUUGAAGGUAUGUGCACAAAAAGGAAUAGCUGCCCAAGCCUCUCCAUGUGAGAUCCCUUGUCAUAAGGGUCAGAGAAACUUAAAAACGAAAGCAAAUCGAAAAAAAUCAUUACUAGAACAGUGACACAAUUUUAGAUAAUUUACUGAAAGAGGUUUUUAUUGCCAAUGAAUGAAUAGUCGCAUUCUCCUCAGAACGUGUCACAGAACGCGAUUCUGUGCUUAUCUUCCAGCGUCAUUCGUGGUGUAUCUAAUAAGCGUGAGCAAGCUUGAGCAGUCGUUGAUGCGAUCCUCCUAUCUUGUCAAGGUUCUCGACCUACUUAGGGAUCUUUUCCCAGGUACUUGACGUACUUGCCCUUCCAGUACAACCUUCUCUAAACUUGCCCACAAGUCGAGCUCAAAAUUUUUCUCGAGCGUGAAGCGCGAGUGAGAGAGUUUUUUAUGAAAAAAAGGGAGCGAGAGAGCAGGAGCUCUUCUCUCUGAGAUCUACUACCGGAACCGGAUAUAAGGAGCGAAGGACAGCAACCAUAUCUAUGGGACUUUAAGCUUAUUUCUAAUGGAAGCAUUCUUCCUUUUCUGCCGAAUCCACCGCACAUGCAAAAGUUUUUUUCUGUAGCGUUUACGCUCGAAGGUUGUGAUGUAUACUUACUUUGAAUCACAGUGUAUUUGAUUGCCCCCAACUGGCACCUUACGUGCUCAAUAUUCAAUUUAAAAUCGUUCCAACAACAAAUAUUUUUAGCACGUGAAGCUAUUUCUUUAAUCGGAAAAUGCAUUAUCAGAGCACUGACACAAAUUUUCAUUAAUGUAAUUGAAGUUGUUUUCAUUGAGGGUAAUCAGUUCAAAAUCGCGUUUUAUCUCUUCAGAUUGGGGAAAAACCAUUCUUGGGAUCUCUUUCACCUUGGAGCUAUCGAUACGACAUCCAGUUAUCAACAGGAAUCUGGUAUGAUUCGGGUACCACUGCUAAUGUGUUUCUUAUUAUAAAUGGAGAGGCCGGAUCUAGUCGCCCUUACCAAUUAAAAGGUGGGACGGCAAUUCCAUUUGCAAGAGGGAGUAUAACGUCCUUUACUAUCUCGCUCAACAAUUACAUUGGUCCCGUAAAGGGUGUGCGCGUUUGGCAUGAUAAUUCUGGGUCCAGUCCUUCAUGGUACCUUAACACUGUUAAGGUGCUAGAUGUAUCUAGUGGAGAGUUAAGGACGUUCAUAUGUUACACAUGGCUGGCUGUCGAAAAGGGUGAUGGACUGGUGGAUCAGACUCUGGAGUCGGGAACGCAUGACGAAAAGAAAAUGAAUUUUAAGGUAAGAGAAAUAACUUCUUUAUUGACAACGAAGCAUAGAAACCACAGCAUGAACACCGAAACUUGAGUCAGCUGGGCACGAGUGACCGCGAAGUAGGUCAUUAAAGUCAAGGAAUUAAGGAACGAUGUUUUGGAAGUUUAAGACUUGAAUUUUUCAACUUUGCCAAGAGGUGCUUUGAUUAGCCAUUUAAGGUUUUUCUGACUCUACGAUAAAUCUGAACUGUUUCAUAAGUUACUUCUUUGUCAAACGGUGUGUAAAAAUAGCCUUGUAAUUAAGACAUUGGUCAUUAACGUAAUUGUCCAUUUGAUUUAUUUAUCCGUUCGAGUAGUCAAUCAUGUGUUCUUUGAUGCAAUAAGCUUGACGAAGCAAAAAAAUUGUUUUCGUUCCAGGUUUCUUUCCAUAACAGAAUUGCUGAGGAAUUCGGCGAUGGGCAUUUGUGGUUUUCAGUGGCCACUAGACCUCCUAGAAAACGCUUCACUCGCGUUCAACGCCUAUCUUGCUGCCUCUCGCUCCUGCUUACUACCAUGCUUGCUAGCGCCAUGUUCUACGAGCUCGACCUUCAGAAUGAUACGAAACAGGGUACUUUAAAGCUGGGAAGUCUAGUCCUUAAUCUUCGGCAGCUAAUCAUAGCAGUUGAGAGCCUGUUAGUGGUCAUACCUGUCAAUUUACUGAUCGUAGGAAUCUUUAGUCACACAAAGUCUUCAAUUGAGAAAGAAGCCCAAAUACAGCGAAAAUACACCGUAACAAGGCCACUUAGCAUUCACAAGGUGACAAGGAACCGCAUGGGAACAGGCCAGCGCUGUACAUUGCCGCACUAUUUCACCUUUUUUGCGUGGAUACUUUGUUUUCUCUCCUCGGUUACAUCGGCUACGUUUGUUAUCUUUUACAGCUUGCAAUGGGGCAAGGACUUAAGCGAACAGUGGUUGAUUUCGAUAGUACUGUCCACAUUUCUGGACAUUUUUGUGUCCGAACCAGUCAAAAUCGUUGUCGUAGCCUUGGUACUGUCUCAUUUUUGUAAGUCAGAUUUUGGAGGUAUUGUUGAGACGCCGAGUACUGUUCUUCAUUUCGACGACAUUAAAAUAAGCAGAAGCUUCGAUGAAAAUGACAACGGUGAAAACGAGGAAGAUGGUAUUGAGAUUCCAGAGCCGCCAAACAAGAAGCAAUUGCAGCGUGCGCGAAAAUAUCGCAUAAGGGAGUUAUAUAUGUAUCGAGCCAUGCGGAGGAUUCUCGGUUAUCUUAUAUAUCUUUGGAUUGUGAUGAUGAUUUGCUACGGAGGACGCAGUCAGGACAGCUACCAUCUGUCCUCGUCCGUGGAGAAAACAUUCGGACGACUAAAUGAGGUAUAUAUUCUUUAUUAAUAACAUUAUCAUUGCUUGUUCCUACUCUUGUAUUUAGUAUACAUGGUGUAAGGCGCUAAGGUGUGAAUAACACUGACACGCCCAGGCCUCUAUUAAGCCGCCAUCCAUAUACAACACUGCUAACCAGAUUCAUCAAUGAAAACAAAGGAAAAAUCUAUGCGUCUGCUUUUGUAUAAAAAAGUCCCCAGCAGGGGGGAUUUAAUAGAGAAAUUCAUUGAUUCCGCGGGAGUGGAAUAUAUAUAACACGCUCAUCUCACUUAGGUUUGUUUAACUGUUUGUUUUAUUGCAGGUUUUUGUUUCCUUGCAGUUAAGCUCCGAGUUUUUUCCUCGCCAGUUUAGAUAUUGAAGAUAUUUAAAAUUUUGACAUAAAAUAUGUGACGAUCUAACGAGGUGGCGAGCGAAAACAGAGCUGAGUCUGGCGGGAGACGCUAACUGGAUUAUAUUAUGGGUUAUUAAUUUUAUGUUUCAAAUACAUCAAGCAACCAUAUACGGAAACAACAGAUGGAAUAAAUCAAUGGAAAGCUGUUAUCCUUUCCACGAUCUCAUGGUCUUAUCUCUUCCCUCUACUAUCUUAUUGUAAAGCCAGAUUUUCUUCACUACCACCUAAGUUCAGUUAUAUAAGAAAACUGUGUAUGCAAUAAUAAUUUCACCUCAAGAUAUCAAUAUUUCCUUCUCAUAGAUUUCAUCCCAAGUUACACUAUGGGACUGGGCACGAGAUGUCGUUAUACCAGGUCUCUAUGUGGAUAGCAAGGACGUCGCCGUGUCGAAUUCCACCCCAUAUAUUAGCGACGGUGAUGCCGUUCUUGUUGGAAUGCCACGACUCAGGCAGCUACGAGUGAUGAAAGGUAAGCAAAGGGUUUUCAUGACAAGGGAAAGUAUAUAUAGUAUAUAUAUUUAAGUUAACAGCUCUAAUUCUUGUCAUACCUUUGAAUAUGUUUAAUGUUUACAUGUCUAGAAAACUCUUGAGCGUCCACUGAGAGGCCAAACGGCCCUCAUAUCAUUUCACCCGCCAACUUACUGACUUACCGCCAACUUACUGAACCAGUGGCCUACAUUUUGAACCCUUCUCUUUCUUCUGGGAUAGUCCCGGCUAUAUGGAAGGUCUCGAACAUCACGCCUGUUCCUCUCAAAGGUGAAGCAGCCACUAUCCCCAUGCUGUCUCAGGGCCUCGAAGUCUUUAUUGUCUUUAUUGAGCACAAUGGUAAAGAAAUCAAUCCUCAUCAAUUUGGAAAUUUUGAGGGAUCUUCGACGAGUUGCUGCCUUAUCGACCUUUUGCGCAAUUGGCUUUUAACAGUCCAGAGUGCUAUUUGAGGGCACGUGUCCUUGACCAUGGACCAUAAAUUGACCUACGGGUACAACGCUCUAUCAUCCCUUGGGUUUUUAAAGCCGAGAAAUGUCGCUAAUGGGACAUGAACGAUCAGAGCAAUUGUUUUCGUUCAAAUAAGUGACAACGUCUUCAGAUAAAUUGGACACUUGGAAAUAAAGGGAAUUUAGCAGACACUGCGUCAGGGUAGUGGUGAUAGGAAGGAGCCGGCUUUAAACAAGACGAAAUGGGCAGGACGGCAGAGUUAAAAUAGGCUUUGGCUUUUCUUAUUCUUUUUUUACCAUCACAUUGUUAUCGACUCAUAUAACUGUUAACAAAAUGAUUUUCAUUUUCAGAUUCUUGCGAAGUUGUGGACGAAGCUAAAGGUGCAUUUAACUCCUGCAUUGCACUUUACUCAUUCGGCGCUGAAGAUAAAACAAAGUUUUACCAACCAGGGUGGCUCCUUAUCAAUGCAAUACAAAACACUUCAGCUGAAAAGUUGGACGAAAUUUGCCCUAAACCCUGGCGUUAUGCCUCGGCUGAAGAAAGUGAAAGCCUCGUAAUAUGGGGACGACUUCGCUCGUUUUAUAGCCAGGGAGGAUAUUUAGCAGAUCUUGGUUACACCGAAAAAACUGCAUCAAAGGUCAUUUCCGAACUAAACAAGCUUAACUGGCUCGACAGGUACACCAGUGCUGUCGUGGUUGAGUUCACAGUGUUUAACUCUCGUGUAAACCUUUUCAGUUCAGUUUGGAUAACAGUGGAAUUUUCACCAAGUGGUCAAGUUGAAUCGAAUCACAUGAUUCACACAAUGCAUGUCUACAACCUCAGCGCCGGAUACAGUUCAGUCCUUCUCUUUUGCCAAAUUUUGCUGUCCAUCUUCAUUAUUUACUUUAUAUUCAGUGAAAUAAAGGAAAUGGUUCGAAAUCCCAAACGUUACUUCUCUCAGUUCCUGAACUAUAUUGAGUUGGCUCAGAUCUUGAUUGCGAUUAGUUUCAUCAUUAUUCACAUCUUUAAAGAAAUCGAACUAUCUGCGAACACUGCAAAACUGAAUGAGAACAUAUUUCAGUUUAUAAGCUUCGAUAGAGAAGUUCUCCUUGAUGACACAGAGACGGCAUUACUGGCUCUUCUGAUGUUCUUUAAUACUUUCAAGUUGUUGUAUUUGUUCAAAUUUAACAGCCAUGUCGGGCAUCUAUCCGAUGUUAUGAAGACAUCAACCUUGGCGCUUAUAAACUGCUCGGUUGGAUUUUUCGUUUUCAUGUUCGCUUUCACUCAUUUCGGAUUUCUUCAGUUCGGAAAGGAGAUCCUGGAAUAUUCUGCGCCCCAUUCUGCUCUCCAGUCUCUUCUCAUCCAGGGGGUUGUCAACAAUGAGGUCCAACAACUCCAGGAUUGCCAUGACAUCAUCGGUCCUCUCUAUUUCAUUCUCUUCAACAUGUGCCUUCACUUCAUAUGGAUUAAUAUUUUCAUAGCUAUCCUCAUAUAUGACUACGGCACUGUCAAAAAAGUCACCAAAGGAAGAUAUUACCUAGGACGUUUCAUGAUGAAGAAAUUUAAGGAGAUGCUUAACUGCUUAGGAGACGAACGAGAAACGCCAAAGAAAAAGGAACAUCCGGUGAGGAAGAAGCAUAUUUCCUGGAAACUUGACCAAAACAAAAGGAAAGUACCAAAAAUAAAGAACUCAGAGCCUAACAAGUCAGAUCCGUUAGAGGAGUUGGAGAAACGUUUGGCAAUGAUGAGUCAACAACUGAGUGAUAUGUAUGUUGAUGAGUUGAGUGCUGACAUCGAUUUGGUUGGUUUGUGGCUUGAUGCCCGUGUAAAGGGAAACACAGCUCCUGAAAAGAGCGCUGGUUCCCACUCCAAAUUACCCGCCAGGGGAAUCAAAGAUGGACGACAGACGUCCCUUUCAACUUUACCAGGAAAGAAGUUAAAAAAGGACUUUCGAGUCAUAUAG
Porites lobata is the source of this 13892-nucleotide messenger RNA. The record is from the annotation of a GenBank genome assembly. Lineage: Eukaryota; Metazoa; Cnidaria; Anthozoa; Scleractinia; Poritidae.